AUGGGUGGAGGUAACUUCUCGCAAUUAGUGACCAAGAAAGUCAUGGCUGACUUCAUCAAGAACAAUCUAAUAUGUCGCUUCGGUGUACUGGAAUCCAUCAUCACAGAUAAUGGCGCCAAUCUGAAUAGCCAUUUCAUGAAGGACAUCUGCGAACGAUUCAAGAUAACCCACAAAAACUCUACCGCCUACCGACCACAGAUGAAUGGAGCUGUAGAGGCCACCAAUAAAAACAUCAAGAAGAUCUUGACAAAAAUGAUCGACAAUUACAAGAAUUGGCACGAGCAGUUGCCUUAUUCUUUGUUGGGAAGCGGAGAUCCCUUCACUCAGGAUCAUCAAGAGGCAGAGCUGAAUGAUGCAGAAUGGGUCAAAAAUCGGUAUGAGCAACUGGCCAUGAUAGAUGAGAAAAGAAUGGUGGAAGUAGGCACGGACAGUUGUACAAACAAAGAAUGUCACGACCCUUCAACAGUCGGGUCAGAGCCUGACUCUUGCAAAUCGGUCAAUUCAUAUUCAAGCGAGUCUUCCCUCAUCAAGAAGAAUACAAGGGAAAGUUUGCACCAAACUGGAAAGAACCAUACAUGGUCAGGAAAGACAGCAGGCACGUCAUCAACAAGGCUUACUCACAGCAAAAGCCAAAAGCAAACUCAGCUAGGCGGCGAAGUGCCAGAAGGUCAUAGCAGAGAAUGGGCGAUAAAGACAAAUCUGACCAUGAGGGUCACGAAAAGAAUGAACAACAAAGGCACAGCUGACCAAAAGGAUCAUGAAAAGAAUGAAUGA
This is a messenger RNA of Lycium barbarum (goji berry), 774 nucleotides long. RefSeq lists its product as uncharacterized. Lineage: Eukaryota; Viridiplantae; Streptophyta; Magnoliopsida; Solanales; Solanaceae. The record is from RefSeq and is a predicted model, not a curated record. Gene Ontology annotation, molecular function: nucleic acid binding. The coding region runs from base 1 to 774 and encodes 257 amino acids. The transcript is spliced from 3 exons. Gene Ontology annotation, biological process: DNA integration.